CUGAUGCUCAAUUGAGUCAAUUGACUCGAAUUUCUAUAAGAUGACUUCACUCCUCUCAGUUGUGGUAAAUCUUCAACCUUCAACCUUCAACCUUCAACCUUCAACCUCAUCUCAUCUCAUCUCAUCUCAUCUCGCCAUCUCAUCCUCAUCUCUAAAAGCAUUCACUUAAUCGUCAACCCCAUACGUGAAAGUCAAUUCACUGCCUCCUCUUCAUACGCCAUCAGUGUCAGAGCUUCAUAUUUUAGUACAGAAGCUUCCCAGUGUUGGACUAUUCAGUUCUCCAUCCUCUCAACAACUCAUAUAUAUAUAUCUCUCUCCACCUCAAUUUGUAUCGACCACAUUUCCAACCAGAACAAUAUUCAAUUUACAACAUAAUUCUACACUUCAACGACAUCAUGUAUUCCAUCAGCAGUAUCGUUCUCGUUUUGGCUUCGGCCGUUGCCGCUGUGCCACUCAACACUGUAUCAGCUAUCUCUUCAACUGAUUAUAAUUGUGGAACCGCAACCCUACCUGUCAAUGGAGGUACGUUUUUACCCUCCAAGUUUUAUUCAGUCUUGUUUCAAGAAUUACAACUAACAUCUCUACUUCCAGGUGUUUCUGAGCUUCCAACACCAAGUGGUACUCUCGCCUAUGCUGCUCUCGGUCGUGGUAUCCAAAAUUACACCUGUUCCGCCGUUGGUGCUACUCCAGUAGCUCUUGGUGCUGUCGCAAGCCUCUACGACGCUACCGAAUUUGCCAAGUGCAAUGGCGCCGCUUUCAAUAAUUUGCCUAAUAUCGCUGUCUAUACCAGUCUUCCCUCGACUACUAGUGCUAAAUUCCUGGGUCUCAGUACUCUUGGCAAGCACUUCUUUGAUGCUAGGGGUACUCCAACCUUCGACCUCUACACUGUCAACAAAAUCUUGUACAGUGCUAAAACUGGUGAUGUUUCCGCACCAAUAAACGCCAGCCCAGGACCCUCUGAUACUGGUGCCGUUGAUUGGUUGUCAUUAUCUGCCAAGGCUACUUACACAUCUGUUGGUCUUUCAGAAGUCUUCCGUGUUGAGACUGCUGGUGGUAAUUCGAUUAAUCCUUGCUCAAAAGUUGGUGUACAGAGUGUUCAAUACUCUGCUCAAUACUGGUUCUACAGUUGACUCCCUGAGGCUACCGAUCCUUCUGGCGAUGAUGAUGUAUGUGAUAACUCAGAAGAGUAAUGAAUGGAUCGAGGUUUCAAGAAGAUAGAAGAUAUGUCAUUUCUUAUGACUUUUAAUGAUGCAGAAAUGGAUGAAAGAAAGGAUGAAUGGAUGAAUGAAUGGAAUAAGCGAACACAAAAGAAUAAAUGCAUAUGUAGAAUAUGCUUCCUGGAUGGAUGAACAGGCAGGACAAUAGGAAAAUUGGUAUAAAAAAAGCAACACCUUACUACGAGUAGGAUAUGCAUUAAUUUGUACAUACAUUCAUUCAUUUCUCUAUGAUAGCUGAACUUACUACGGUUUUCCACUUUCUUAUGAGACUUUUUUCU
This is a messenger RNA of Sclerotinia trifoliorum, 1495 nucleotides long. The record is from the annotation of a GenBank genome assembly. Lineage: Eukaryota; Fungi; Ascomycota; Leotiomycetes; Helotiales; Sclerotiniaceae.